AUGUUCUGCAGUUAUGCCGAUGAAAUCAACAAUCGCAUGCAUCUGAAUACGCCGAGCAGUGAUGAGAGAAUCGUUGCUAUUUUGCAGGGCGUGGGCACAAUAAUGGAUUAUAAUUACACAAUGAAAAAAUACUUGGCUGACUUGAGCAGCGAAUAUUCCACCGAAGAACUGAGCAGGAUUUUAGGCUUGCAACUUUUUUUUAUUCUUGAGCCAUGGAAUCUGCUCGAUUUCAAACUUGAAUCUAUUCGGCAGGAACUAAUGGCAGCCGCAGCGAUUCUCCGUAUACGAGUGAACGUAGUCGCACAUAAUCCGUUGCAAUUCGUGGCAGCACACUCGGCGGCAACUGCAUUAAGCGAACAAGCCAAACAGCAACUUCUCAUUACUGAGCAGCAGAAGCGGAUCCGCGAAGAACUGCGUAAAAAUAUGCAUAGUGAUGAGGAUGAGACCGCUUGGCAGUCAAAUUUAAAUUCGUGGUUGUCGAAGCGUAAAACAGCAAUGUCCAGGUGGAAAGAAGGACUAGCCAGUUCUACGCAUUGCAGCAGGUUCAUAUUA
Molecule: messenger RNA, 552 nt
Organism: Gongylonema pulchrum
Lineage: Eukaryota; Metazoa; Nematoda; Chromadorea; Rhabditida; Gongylonematidae
Source: the annotation of a GenBank genome assembly